Messenger RNA from Lepisosteus oculatus (spotted gar), 2132 nucleotides. It is a transcript of the gene junba, whose product is annotated as JunB proto-oncogene, AP-1 transcription factor subunit a. The record is from RefSeq and is a predicted model, not a curated record. Gene Ontology annotation, cellular component: transcription regulator complex. NCBI's taxonomy places the organism in Eukaryota, Metazoa, Chordata, Actinopteri, Semionotiformes, Lepisosteidae. Gene Ontology annotation, biological process: regulation of transcription by RNA polymerase II; regulation of cell cycle; regulation of cell population proliferation. Gene Ontology annotation, molecular function: transcription factor binding; RNA polymerase II cis-regulatory region sequence-specific DNA binding; DNA-binding transcription factor activity, RNA polymerase II-specific.
AAGUACAAGGAAAAAGAAGAUCGAAACGAGAAUUCAUCAUCGGAUUCAUCACUUUUCCUGGGCUGUCAAGAAGCUGUUUUCGUUCAAUUGGUACAGUAGUGUUCAACUAUACUUAGGGACUGCUUUGAUAACUAUUGUGCUGAGCUGGGGUGAAUAUUUAUUUUUGCCGUCUCGGGACUCAGUGCUGAAAGAGCAUAAAGAAGGCUGGUCCUUUUACUCGGCAUACAGGCGUCUUAACCAAACAGGCGCCGAUAACUGGACUUUUGCAUGCUGUUCGCUGCAGGACUUUCCUUGUGCAGCUUCCCAGCAGGUUAAAAGAAAGCAUUACUGUAGAGCAUAAGUGCGUUACUACCCAGUUUGUCCAGUGCCAAUACUGGGCACUUCUCUGCCGCUUGUAUUUUUUUUUUCUCCACGUCAAUUAAGUGGGCUACUUUCACAGAGGCAAAAAAGACUCCACUACCUCCUGGUAGUAAGUAGCAUUUUUUUUUUACAGCUACAACAGCAGCUGCUAUUAUUUGUGCUCCUAAUCAUAUGUCUACAAAAAUGGAACAACCAUUUUAUCAUGACGACUCGUUUCUUUCUGCUUAUGGCCACCCAGACGCUGCGCUCCAAGACUACAAACUGCUGAAGCAGACUAUGAACUUGAACCUAAGCGAGCCCUACCGGAACCUCAAGUCCCAGCUGCGAGCCGAGAACGACUUCUACCAGGCGGGCGCCGACGUCAGCUCGCUCAAACUCGCCUCCCCCGAGCUGGAGAGACUCAUUAUCCAGAACAGCAACGGGGUCAUCACCACUACACCCACCCCGGGGCAGUAUUUUUACAGCAGGGGCAUCACAGAGGAGCAGGAAGGGUUCGCGGAUGGUUUUGUGAAAGCCCUGGACGAACUCCACAAAAUGAACCAAAUGCCCCCGCCCAACGUGUCCAUUGGAGCCGGCGGGGUUACGACGUGCACGGCGGCACCCAGCAUCUACGGCUCCUCCUUGCAGCCGGAGCCGCCCGUGUACACCACGCUGAACACUUACUCUCCCAACACUAACCUCACGUCGGCUCCCAACUUCCCCACCGCCACUAUCAGCUAUUUGCCGCAUCAUCACCCUCACCAACCACAAGCGACUGCGCACGCAGCGCACUCCUUCCCGCACGCGCUCUCCGCCAGUGCCCUGCACCCGCAGCGAGUCGUGGCGCUCAAGGAAGAGCCCCAGAUCGUGCCGGACCUCCAGAGCAGCGACGGCUCCCCUCCGAUGUCCCCCAUCGACAUGGAGAACCAGGAGAGGAUCAAGGCCGAGCGGAAGAGGCUGAGGAACCGGCUGGCGGCCACGAAAUGCCGCCGGCGGAAGCUGGAGCGCAUCGCCCGCCUGGAGGAGAAGGUCAAAAUCCUCAAAUCGGACAAUGCCGGCCUGUCCAACACGGCGUCUUUGCUGCGGGAGCAGGUGGCGCAGCUCAAGCAGAAAGUUAUGACCCACGUUAGCAGCGGCUGUCAGCUCAUGCUAACGACCAAGAUGGAGUCGUUUUAAAGAGAGAGAGGUGGUGAAGAAGAGCCAAGAGACACUAGGAGAUCACAGAAACACUGGAUGAUAAGACUGCUUCAAUCUCUUGUUUUAUUUUGUAAAACAAGACGAAACGACGAACGAUUACAGCACUGGAAUAUCCUAUUGUAUUGUCAAUAUGAAUAUUGAGCCAUUUUGUAUUUCUUUUCAUUUUCGAAAAUGAGCAAGUUGUUGCGUUUUGUUUGUAGCCGAAUGAUGGUCAUAUUUUUAAGUCUGUUUUUUUUUUUUUAAGAAAUGGUUCCAUAUUUCUAUGGAUUCGUUUGAAUGGUACUUCCGGUAUCGCCUGUACUGCUUAAAGGGAUCAAUUUAUCAUCCUGUGUGAUGCACUUAUGUCUGUGUAACACCAAAGACGGUUUAGAAACACUCGGAGUAUCGUGAUGCCGAUAUCCGACCUAUUUCAAUAAUUAUAGUUUAGGAGGGCGGGUAAUGUUUUGUCUCUUAUGUUUUUUACGUUGUUUUGAUGCUGCAUUCCGAGGAAGACUAUGGUUUAAAUUAUUUGUCGGGUUGACCCCGCAGAAUCUGUCACGUGUUUACGUUUUUUUUUUUGUACAAGGACUAUUUAAGUAAAGUCUUUUAAAAUGAAA